Messenger RNA from Microplitis mediator, 656 nucleotides. RefSeq lists its product as uncharacterized. The record is from RefSeq and is a predicted model, not a curated record. Lineage: Eukaryota; Metazoa; Arthropoda; Insecta; Hymenoptera; Braconidae. The transcript has 6 exons. Gene Ontology annotation, molecular function: odorant binding. The coding region runs from base 93 to 551 and encodes 152 amino acids.
GAUAUGAAAAAAGAUUCAGUUUUAUAAAGACACCGAUUUUUUACUAGCGAAAUUGAUUAAUUUAUUUUUUGUUAAUUAAAAUAAUUUAAAAAAUGGUUUCAAAAAUGAAAUAUGUGUGUUUCUUAUAUUUAUUUGUUGUUGUUUCUAUGGUUUCUUCUGAGGCAAUCGAUCAAUCAGACCCACAUGCAUCUACACGAAAAAAAUGUAGUAGUGAAUUUAAGUUCACUGAUGAAAUCCUCAAAUUGGGAGAAGAAAAUCCAAGUGAUUUCAGCUGUUAUCUAUUUUGUUUAUUCAAAGAUAUUAAUAUUAUGAACCAAAAAGGAGAAUUUGAUCCUAAUCUCGCUGCGCAAGAAGUUCAAGAUAAUUUGAGGGAAGCUGCUAGGAAAUAUAUAUUCAUGUGUUAUGAUUUAGUCAAACCAAAUAUGACUGGCGAUGGAUGCAGAAAUGCUCUAGAAAUAGUGCAAUGUUUCAAGGAAAAGGCACCUGAAAUGUAUCAGAUGUUAGGACUUUUUCACCCUCCAUCAAAUGAGCCUCUGAAAAUAACCCAAUAGACGAUAAUCGAAAGAAAACUUCACGUCAAUGAUAUAUUUUUUCCGCAACUGUUAGUAAAAAUUGUUUAUUUCCAAAUACUUUCUGUAAAAAUAUAAAAUACUAUA